GGGUGGGCAGCAAGGGGACCAGUUUUGGUUAUAUUUGAGAGAAUCUUCAAGUUCAGGCAGCACACUGGCAUCUGUGCACAUCAGGCUCGCCACUCGCAUUUGCAAUUUGCCGCUGCUUUAUUUCAAUGCAAUUAUGUAAUUGGGCUGCUAAUGACAGCGAGGGAAUUUAACUGGCUUUGAUGAGUUGUUCAGGUGGAGAUGGAAGCAGUCGGCUGCCGCUGCAUCAGCUCCGUGCAGCCUGCACGACAAGUCCGGAAUGAAGAACCGAACUCCUGGCGGAUACAAUUUGCUCCUUCGCAUGCAAGCAAACGCAGACUACACGUGUGGCUUCAUCUGCAGCUUCUUCUGAGCUCCACGGUCGCUCGAAGGCAGCCGGGCCAAUGGGCUCGCCUCUCGGAGCCAAUGAACCAAUCAGCGGCCGCCUUGGAUGAAUAUUCAUGAGUACUAGAUUCAAACCUUUGGGGGAGUUUAUCUCGAUCCGCAGCAUCAUACCUGGGACUUUUCACGGGAACAAACUGCAUUUUCUUAUGAAUGGAAGGAGAAAAAAGCGGUUCGACUUAAAUUGGGAGCCCUCCCGGUUUGGACUCAAACAACAAAAGCAGGAGGAGGACGAGAGCCGCCGGAAGAGAUGACAAUGACAGCGAUCCCAGAAAGUCUUAACAGUCCCGUCUCAGGAAAAAGCGUUUUCAUGGAGUUCGGGCCCGCCGGUCAGCAAAUGUCUCCGUCCUCCAUGUCCCACGGACACUACCCCGUGCACUGUUUACAUUCUGCAGGCCACGGACAGCACGACAGCUACAGCCCGGCCCCGAACUUCCCCCGAACCUUAGCCUAUCCUUAUAUCAACUCUGUGGGAAGCCAUUCCAACAGCCCGUACCUCAGCUCGGUUCAAACGUACCAGAACAGCUCGGCCCUGCCUCAGACCCGCUUAGAAGAGCCAGCACCAGAAAGUGCCAAGAACGCUGUGGUGGAGGGAGGAGAGGUCCGAUUCAACGGCAAAGGGAAAAAGAUCCGCAAACCAAGGACCAUCUACUCCAGUUUACAACUUCAAGCUCUCAACAGGAGAUUCCAGCAAACGCAAUAUUUGGCCUUACCGGAGAGAGCCGAGCUCGCCGCGUCUCUGGGCCUCACUCAGACACAGGUGAAGAUUUGGUUCCAAAAUAAAAGGUCCAAGUUCAAGAAACUGAUGAAGCAAGGCGGUGGCACUAUUGACACUAACGCCUUGGCCACAGGCCGCGGACUCUCUAGCGGGUCUCCCACGCUGGCGCCCGCCUGGAGCUCGCCGAUCGGUGGGAAGACGUCAGUGGGCGCCACCACGGGGUCCUAUAUCCCGGCCUACACGUCGUGGUACGCCGGUACACACCAGGAGUCUAUGCAACAAUCCUCCCAGCUCAUGUGAACUCACGUCGGCCAUGCACGCCACGCCACGGCGCGGGGACCCGGGAAGCUUGAGCUCGGAGCGUGGGCGUUUGCUCCCCCCUCACGAGUGGUGGGCGCCUCAUUCCGGAACCAGAUGAAGAUGACGCUAAGAAACUUGAAAGAGAUGACCUCCACGUAUGAAAUCUUUCACAAGCGCUUUUUUUGGGGCUGCUUUUUAUUUUUUAAAAUCACAUUUGAGAGAAAUGUCAUUGUUUAUUUAUGAUGACAUCACUUUUCAUUCAUCACAAGGCCAAUCAUGAGUAUUUCUUGAACCAAAUUCUAUCGAUAAAUAUAGCUGUUAUCAUUCAGAGCAUAUUGUAUGAACUUGUUUAUUAUUUAAGUUAAAUUAUUGGGAUUUUUUUACUUCUUCAAUUGAGGCCAGUCUUGUGUUCUAUUUAUGUGUUUAAAUUGAGAAAACAACAUCCUGUUGUUCAUGCUGCACUAUACGCGAGCAAAAGCUUUUCAAGUUAUGUGAAGAGGUGAAAAAGAAAUACCCACAGGACGAACAGCUCAUUUCUCACUGUGUUUUAUAGAUAAACCCAAAUUGUUUUGUGCUCUACUGGCUGUGAAAGGUUUUUAGGCUUGCUGUAAUUCGUCCACAUGUGUUUUAGUCCACAGAAAAAAAAAUAGUUUUGUAUUGAUCUCUUUAAUUUAUUGGCUCUUUAUGUACAUACUGUGCACAUUUUCACAAAGCAGUAAAAUGAUUUAACUUAUGUGAAGAA
Syngnathus acus (greater pipefish) is the source of this 2138-nucleotide messenger RNA. RefSeq names its product distal-less homeobox 1a (gene dlx1a). Gene Ontology annotation, molecular function: RNA polymerase II cis-regulatory region sequence-specific DNA binding; DNA-binding transcription factor activity, RNA polymerase II-specific. The transcript has 4 exons. The coding region runs from base 629 to 1396 and encodes 255 amino acids. The record is from RefSeq and is a predicted model, not a curated record. Gene Ontology annotation, biological process: cell differentiation; embryo development; negative regulation of transcription by RNA polymerase II. NCBI's taxonomy places the organism in Eukaryota, Metazoa, Chordata, Actinopteri, Syngnathiformes, Syngnathidae.